AGAGAAAACAGACCCGCGCGGUACGAACGAAACCGUCGCGCGGAUGGUCAUCUCGCCGUGAAGAGUGAAGUGAAUUGCCCGGCACACCGCAGGAAAACUCGCCAUCGUCGUCGGUCGGGAAAAUUCUACUUCCAGGCUCCGUCGAGCCUUUUGGGAAGCUGAGCCCUCUGAGUGUGUGCGUGUCCUGUGUGCGGUGUUCUGCGCGAGAGUUCCCCACAGCAGCAUCAGGCUGACCGAUUGUGUCCGCGAAGACGUUCAAGGGUACGCGCGAGUCUGUGUGGUAGUAUUUUCCCAGCAGCCAGCGGCCAGUGUUUAGUGUUUAUUUUCGGUUCCGUGGGCGGUUGGAUUUUCCAAGAGCUGCAGAGGGAAUAGCUAGCUUUGCUGUGUAUGUGGAGACUCCGAAAACGAAAACUGACCGAGAAGAGAAACACGGCGGCGGAAAAAGAAGAGCAUCCUUGGGCCGCAGAGUUUCCCCCGUUCGGCCUGCUGCUGUGCGGAAAAGCGAUCGCGAAGAGAGGCGUGAGCUGUGUGCCCGCGUGAGACGGAGUGAGACAGCGCGAGAGAGCGCUUGACGGCAAGGUUCACCCGGAGGUUACGCAAGCCGUAAACGGGCGUAAGCACUUCCCCUUCGCUAGAGCUGUCAAAGGAAGCCGAAGGAACGCCGCGGCUCGCGGUCGAUUGACACUCUCCAGCCCCGGGAGACGGCCAGCCGCCGUCAGUCCAGGGUCGGCCACGAUCGCAGCCAGAUCACACUCGUAGAGUUCAACCGGAGCGGUUCGGGGGCUGUGGUGGCACCGAGUCGAACUGACGGGGUCUGUGAAUCUGCUGCUGCUACUACUAGUUCCGAGUUCCGUUCGAGUGCAGUGAUUUCGAGUGCAUUGCUGUUCGGUGUGUGCGAAUGGGCCCGGUCUGUCCCUCGGAUACGUGAGACACGUCCUGCGAGUGUGUACGUUAAAAAGUGUGCGCGAAUUCAGACCACAGGCAUGAUGUCGGCGCUGAGCCAUCAGGUCAAUAUGAACAACUUCCUGUCGCUGCUGGUGGGUGCCUCGCUGGUGACGGCCAACUCGUCGCCGAACCACGACAUCAGCUCGCUGUCCCAGCCGACCGAGUUCAGUAACGGGGUGUCGUCGUUCGCCCUGCCGGCCGAAGAUCGGAUGCCGAUCGAGAGCUUCACGCUGGCGUUCCUCAACUACAGCUACGUGGACGCUAGCGGCCAGCUGCGGGAGCUGGGGGGCAACGAGAGCGCCAAGUAUGGCGAGGGACGUGUCCUCAACCGCACGGGGUUGCUGGUGCACGUCACGAACAGUGCCAACCGUUCCGAUCACUCCGGUUGCUCCCGGUACUGGCUCGGUACUCGGGGUGAUCCGCUGCCAGCGGACCACGAAGGGACCGCCUGGAUCGCGCUCAUCAAGCGCGGUGGCUGCAACUUCGAGGACAAGGUGAAGCACGCGGCCGAGCAUGGGGCCGCGGCCGCCAUUAUCUACAACGAUAAGGGCGACACGAAGCUGGAUAAAAUGAAGAUCAACGAUAAGGAGCGAAACAUUACCGCGGUCUUCACCACGAAAGCGCUGGGCCACGAGCUGAUCGAGCUGCUGGAGAGCCACGAGGUGUUGAUGCACAUCAUCGAAGGUUCCCGCCAGUUCCGCCCGAUAGGCAACAUCAAUCGCACGUCGGUCCUGUUCGUGUCGAUCUCGUUCAUCGUGCUGAUGAUCAUCUCGCUCGUCUGGCUGGUGUUUUACUACGUGCAGCGGUUCCGGUACCUGCAAACGAAAGACAAACAAUCGAAACGGCUGUGCAGCGUCGCGAAGCGAAUCAUUGCCAAAAUUCCAACGAAAAGUAUUAAAUCAGAUGACAAGGAAAUCGAUAACGAUUGCUGCGCCAUCUGCAUCGAGCCGUACAAAGUGACCGACGUGAUACGCGUGCUACCGUGCAAACACGAGUUCCAUAAGGCGUGCAUCGAUCCGUGGCUGCUGGAGCAUCGCACCUGCCCCAUGUGCAAGAUGGACAUCCUGCGGCACUACGGCUUUGUGUUUACCGGAAGUCAGGAGAGUAUACUGCAGCUGGACAUGGACAUGGAAGAGGGAGACCUUAUCGAUGACCGCAGCAGCACCGACGGAGGGGGCUACCAACGGCGUAACAGCGUCAGCCCGUUGCCCCAGAUACGGGCUUCCAGUGAGAAUCGGAUGUCACGCAGUUCCUCCGAGUCGGAAUCGGAGCAAGAGCAGAUGGAUCAUAUGAAUUCACACUCUUCUGGGCGGAAUGCCGCCCAUCAGCGGCGACAAGCGGAUCAACCGGAUGACAGCGAUAUCUGUGUCGGGUGCCUGGCCGCUGCGUUGAACAAGAAACAACGCAAUCCGGAGAAUACCGUCACCCAGGAUGACCCCGAUAGUGACUCCUGUGCCGCCGAAACGCAUGGAUCCAAGAGUCUGCCGGCAACGUUAAAGAAAUACAAAGGCAACCAUUCCACCGGCUCGUGCCGCGGUAUGAACCCGCCGGACCACUACCAUCCCUAUCCGCACGAUGGGCCCCAUCGGGCCGACGGCGAACCGGGCGCCCAGCAGCAGCAGCAGCAGUCGAAGCUUCCGUUCAAGUUUUACAAAACCGAUCGCGGUCAGGUGCGCAAAGUACGCACGCCACUGAAAAACGUACUCCCGCAGUCCAUUUCGGCCCCCUGUGAUAACGAUAGCUCCCUGCACGUGUGCAUUCAUGACCAGAGCCCCGACGACGCGAAGAGGCGCUGCUCGUUGUCCCGCAAAUCGAUCACGUCGGACGAUCGCAAAGGCGACGUGGUCACGUGCGAGGAUCUCAAGAUAGCGAUCGAUUACUCGAACGACGACGAAGUGUCGGACGAAACGGAACCGAACAGUGACAACGAUCUGAUCGUCCGCCGAUCGGAGCGGGAUGGGGGCGAAAAGGAGAGCCAGAAAAAGUGAUCGGAUCUCGGGUGGCUUCGCCUCCGAGCGUCCAGCAUUCCGUGGAGCGACGGUAGAUAAUGACCGCUGUGCUACUACCAUCGACCAUCAGAUGCCGGCGGCGGUCCGCGCGACCGGCAUGUGAUAGAGUGAGACAUUAGAAACACACGCAGGCUUAGAGAAAAUGUGUAGAAAAUGUUCGGUUCCGAUUGUUUCCGGCGGUUGGGUUUUGUUUCCAUUUCGAAAGCGCCAAUUCUCUCGCCAGUCAAGCGGCUGCAGCCAACGGUUUCUGCACCGUAGUUUUUUGGUAGACUAACAAACUAAACGGGAACGGGACACGUUUGCCGACUUAGAGUGAGGAGUAGUUCCACACAACACACGCAGCUCUAACCCGCAGUAGUGCAAGCUCGUAGAGAAACUCAAAGAAACAACAAUCCGUAGUUCCGUGCCGCGAACACCGUGUUUUAACUCGUUCAUAGAUAAAAACUCGAAACUUUCACCGUUUUUGCCCACUAAUAGUUGAUGCAAAAUCGCGCAGAAAGUACUUAGCAAAAUGUAGUAGGAAGUUAGAUUUUUCAACACGGUUCAAAAUGUUGCGGCGCUUGGGGUCGCUGGAGCCCUGGAGAGAGGCGCUACUGGAGUGAUGUGCGAUAGCACCCCCCUAACACACCCGUCUUCUUACUCUGAACUUAGCCGUUUCCGGUGUGCUCGAACACCUGGACCUUAUUAGUAUCUAAUCGAUCGUUUCCUAGAUAGGCCGAUAACAGUUAGUGAUUCACCAGCACCAACCAGCAAGGUUCCUUUUCCGGCGAUCGGCUCGGGGCGUCGGGCGGCGGAGUAAGGUUUUUGAAGGGAAGGGUGCACUCUGACACCCUGGGGCGUAGGACGGUAAAUUAAUUUUUAAACCAAAAGCCUGUAGUUUGUUACUUACGGAAAGACGAAGACGCUAGUGGCGAUCUCAUGCUUGCGGGGUACACAAUAUAAUUAAACGCAAUAUGUGAUAAGGCAAGCGGUGCUUACAGGACUGGAUCGCGCGGACCCCGUCCAAUUUGUGUGCAGGUUGUGUGCAGGUGCUAAAACCUAAGAAAGCCGGACUGAAACGUGGCCAAACACCGGCACCGAUGCCGGCAAAAAGCGGACCGUUAGAUCGCAUUUCCUUUGGUUUUGUGCCUCGAAUUUCCCGAAUGUAACAGUCAAAUCAAAUCUGUCCGAAACUGGUAUACUGCGUACAGACCUAAUCUUGCAAGCAAGCUGCA
Molecule: messenger RNA, 4168 nt
Organism: Anopheles bellator
Lineage: Eukaryota; Metazoa; Arthropoda; Insecta; Diptera; Culicidae
Gene: gol
Product: E3 ubiquitin-protein ligase goliath
Exons: 10
Coding region: 984-2933 (649 amino acids)
Source: RefSeq, a predicted model, not a curated record